AUGUAGUUUCAUAAUUAAUUUGAAUUAAGAACAAAAACAACCUUUGUAGUUUGUUUUUUUCAUUUAAAUAUGCUAAUUAAGUACUUUUUAGAUUUCUUAAAACUAAAAGAUAAAAUUUCAUAGACAGAAUUCUAUUCGUUUCUUUUGUAUAAAUUAUGUAAAUAUAAUGACACAAGAGAAACCUUCAAAUAAUAAGCUAUCUAAAUAAUGAAGUUAACUUAUACAAUUUAAACAAUAUCAAUAGCAUUUUCUCUUAUUUUGAGAGAUACUAUUAAAUGA
Molecule: messenger RNA, 279 nt
Organism: Paramecium sonneborni
Lineage: Eukaryota; Ciliophora; Oligohymenophorea; Peniculida; Parameciidae
Source: the annotation of a GenBank genome assembly